Asterias rubens (European starfish) is the source of this 3487-nucleotide messenger RNA. RefSeq lists its product as uncharacterized. Gene Ontology annotation, molecular function: G protein-coupled GABA receptor activity. The record is from RefSeq and is a predicted model, not a curated record. The transcript is spliced from 20 exons. Bases 65 to 3265 code for a protein of 1066 amino acids. NCBI's taxonomy places the organism in Eukaryota, Metazoa, Echinodermata, Asteroidea, Forcipulatida, Asteriidae. Gene Ontology annotation, biological process: gamma-aminobutyric acid signaling pathway; G protein-coupled receptor signaling pathway. Gene Ontology annotation, cellular component: membrane; G protein-coupled receptor heterodimeric complex.
GCAUGCUUGUGAGCACUACAUUCACUGUGAAUAUGAUACGAUAAAGCUGUGCAUAUUUUUAUGGAUGGAAACCACGAUGGCAUUUUGUAUAAUUUUAGCGGCUUUGAACACUCUCCUUUAUGCGACAUCAGCGGAGAACAACACUGCAAUAAUGACAACAUCGACACCCGAUCCGAUGGCAAACACCACCGAGCCAACACUCAGCACCGAAGAGGCACUGAUUCUCAUUUCAGAAUUGUCAACAGCUCAACUAUUUCCAGGCACGAGUUCAAUGACACCCGAUCCAGAUAUUAAGCCCACCGGCAAUAAUCCCACAACCAUGGCUGAACCGGGGUCUACGUUCCCUAGCACCGAUAACCAGACUGUUAAUCCCACUUCUGACACCAUUUUUAGAACUGUCGCUGAUGGGUCACUACCGGUCUCUCCCGGAGGGGCGAACGGGUCUCGGGUACCCAUCUACCUCAGUGCCUACUUCACGUUCGGAGGUGGAUGGGAUGGAAGUGGCAUCCUGCCGGCAUGUCAGAUGGCCCUGGAGCACAUCAAUGAACGUGAAGAUAUUUUAACUGACUAUGAUUUGAAAAUGGUUUGGAGUGACACACAGUGCCAAGCUGGUCUCGGUACGCGUGUAUUUUUCCAGCAACUCUACAGCGAGCCACAGAAGAUCAUGAUUCUUGGUCCGGCAUGCUCCACAGCCACGCAAGCCGUAGCAGAGACCGCCUAUUAUUGGAACCUUGUUACGAUGUCUUACGGAGCAGCCUCGUCAGCGCUUUCAGACCGCGAGAAGUUCCCAUUCUUCUACCGCACGUACAUGCCGGAUGCAGCGUAUAAUCCCGCGAGAAUACGUCUGUUGAGAGAGUUUGGAUGGACAAGAGUGGCGACCAUUCACGAGACCCAUGAACUGUUUUCACUGGCCAUCGACGACUUACUGAAUUUGCUUAAAGCGGCAAACAUUACAACGAUAUCAUCUGAAAUCUUCUCAGAGGAUCCUAAAAACCAGAUACGGAAUCUUAAGAGCCAAGACGCUAAGAUUAUCAUCAGUAACAUGUACGAGGACAAGGCAAGACGAGUGUUCUGUGAGGCCUACAAGCAGAAGCUAACGGGACCUGACUACGUUUGGAUAAUUAUCGGCUGGUACAAGACAAAAUGGUGGCAAGAAGAAGACCCCAAAGUCAGCUGCACAUUGGAUGAAAUGCAACGUGCCGUAGCGGGCGCUCAGUACUUCGCAACAGAGAGUCUGCAGCUGAGUACGUCACCGGAACCUACCAUUGCAGGCAUAUCGCCUGGCGAGUAUGAAGAUCUGCUUCGAGAGCGUAUGAAACUACCAGAGAACCAAGCCUACGUAUGGAAUAGUCUGGCUCCUUACGGCUACGAUGCCACGUGGGCCAUCGCUCUGGCACUGGACAAAGCCGUCGGUAUCUUAAAGACAAAAAGGUUUUCUGACGGACGCAUUAAGAGUCUUGAAGAUUUCACGUACGAUGACCGAGAGAUGGCAGACUUGUUCUUCACACUGCUCAACGAGACGGAGUUUCCAGGGGUCUCCGGGCCCGUGGGCUUCAGGGGCAGCGAUCGAGUUGGAAUUACACAAAUUGAACAGUUACAAGGUACGUGCGAGGCUGGAUGGCACAAUUAUCGCUCGUCGUGUUUUCGAUUCGUGUCUGAACCCUUGGUCCAAUUUGAAGAAGCCAAAUCAACCUGUGCUUCCUCGUACCCAGGGGCCUCUCUAGCCAACAUUGAAGGCGAUAAUGAGCUACAGUUUCUCCUUGAAACGUGGAUGAACAAUUCGGGUAACAUUCCGGACCAAUGGUGGAUACAUCCCAGAGAGGACUCGAACUCAUCCGAAAUGGCUGACAGUGGUAGGCCCAUCCAAUGCACCUACGUGGACUUUGUCAAAGACGGUGUCUGGCAGACCGCAGACUGCAACAAGCGUUUACCGUUUAUUUGUCGUACCACCGCAGAGUUUGUUGAACAACAAAUUGCUCUUUACAAUGCUCUGGAUGACUCACUGGAAUGGCGGAAGGAUAUUGUCUGGCCAGGAGAUGGUCCUCCUCUAGACAGAACCCCAGAGAUAAGGCAGAUCGUCGUGAGGGAGUACCAUGGUCUGGCACCUAUUCUGUACUUCAGUAUAUGUGGGGUGACCACUUGCUGCGUUAUUCUGUCGCUCUUCUUCUUAAGUUUCAACAUAAAAUACCGCCAACAAAGACACGUUAAGAUGUCAAGCCCCAACCUCAACAACCUCAUCAUCUUAGGCGGUAUACUUGUAUACCUGUUCGUGGCCGUCUCAGGACUGGACACCAACCUCGUAUCCGAAGACACAUUCGGCGUCUUAUGUUACAUGAAAACCUGGAUUCUCUCUGUGGGGUUUGUGCUCGCGUUCGGCGCUUUGUUUAGUAAGACGUGGCGGGUUCAUCGCGUAGCAGCCUUCAAGACGCCGAAAAGAAGGAUUGUGACAGACGGCCAGCUUUUCAUCAUGGUCUUUGUUCUCUUGCUCGUUGACGUUGUCAUUCUGUUACUAUGGCAACUAAUAGAUCCACUUAAGAUGGCAACUUUGGAUCUAUUUCCUCGGCGGGUAGAUCCAGACUCUGAGAACACAUUCAUACAGCCGUAUAUCCGCUAUUGUACGUGCGAUACGUUAACCAUAUGGCUUGGAGCUUUGUACGGCUACAAGGGCCUGCUGCUGAUUUUCGGCACAUUCCUAGCAUGGGAAACAAGACAGGUGUCAAUUCCCGGUUUGAACGACAGCAAGCUGAUCGGCAUCAGCGUCUAUAAUGUAGUCAUCUUGUGUCUGAUUGGCGUAGCUGUCAGUGUCGUCAUCAACAACGACCCGGAAGCACUUUUCCUGUUCGUGUCGUGCAUCAUCCUAUUCUGCACAAGUAUCACACUGACAGUUGUGUUUGUCCCGAAGAUUAUUGCAGUGGUGAAGUAUCCGGAAGGUGACCCAAACCAGCCCAAGACCAGGAGUCGAACUAAUAACAUUAGUGAGACAUCAAGUGGAGGUGGUGGAAACCUAUUGAAGGAGAACAAAGAACUUAAACAUACCAUCAAGGAUCUUGAGGAUGAAAUCAACGCAAUCAAAAAGCAGUCCACAUCUUCGCCACCAGGGAACGGUAAAGGGUGUGGUUUCUGGUCGUGUGGAUUGGUAUGUGGCUGCAACCCAUCCAGGGAGAAAGGCUACAUCCACGAGACGAGCUCUGAUCACCACCAGGACUCAACCAUCAGUCCCGCCGACACAACAGGGCCAUCGACCCAAGCCACGGCGAGUGUGUAAGAGCAAACAAGAGGACAAAAACGUAACCAAAAACCAAAACCAAUUCUAUUUUUGCACAGAUGGAACUAAAUGCCUUAACAAUUAUAUUUAAAAGAGAUUUAAUAGAGGGUUUUUCAACAAAAGGAAAACAAAAGUGCCGUUUAAUGGCGCUGACCGUUAGUGCAGAGCCGUAUAUUGUGAGUUACUACAGCUUGCGAUUUAAAGCCAUUUUGUGCCCCCCCC